CGCAGCAGUAGUCAUGUCGGGCGACGCAGAGAGCUCGGCGCAGGCCUUGGAGCGGUUCAUCACGGCGCAACUCGAGGGCCUGAGUCUGGUCGUGCCAUCCGACGAUGUCGAGAUGAUGGCCCGGUUCGUUGAGGAGGACGGCAUGGAGCGCGAGGAGAAGGUCGAGGGCGUGCGCGGCAUGCUUGAGGGUGUUGUCGAGGGCGGCGAGCUCCCAGCGACUGGCGUGGACGAGGCGCUCGACGGCAUCGUCGACGAGUUUGAGCGUCUCAAGGCAGCAGACGAGGCAGCGGCCGAGGCGGCGCGCGAGCGCACGCCGACCCCACCACCAGACACGGCGGCGGUGCUCGCGAGCAUGACGGAGGAGGAGCUCAAGGCGGCGCGCAAGGCUGCCCUACUGCGGCAGUACGCUUACGUCGAGGGCGGGCCGGAGGAAGACCCGCUCGCGCGGCCCGGCGGUGCGCCGCCCCGCGGAGCCGCCGCGCAGGAGUCGGAGGAGAAGAAGAAGGCCGAGGAGCGCCGCCGGCUGGUGGAGGAGGCGCUGCGGCUCGAUGGCAGGAAGAAGAAGUACAAGAAGCAGCAGACGAUCACCGACCCGCUCCAGUGGGAAAACCUCAACAAGGACAAGGUCAACGCCGCCAACCAGAUGGCGCGCGAGGCGGCCAAGAAGACGGCCAACGACAAGAAGGACCGCGACCGGCUCGCGCUGGAGAAGCAGCGCGCCGACCAGGCCAAGGCCAAGGCCGACAAGCAGAAGAAGGCGCAGAAGCAGGAGCGGAGGGCAUAG
Messenger RNA from Vanrija pseudolonga, 784 nucleotides. RefSeq lists its product as uncharacterized. Lineage: Eukaryota; Fungi; Basidiomycota; Tremellomycetes; Trichosporonales; Trichosporonaceae. Bases 14 to 784 code for a protein of 256 amino acids. The transcript has 5 exons. The record is from RefSeq and is a predicted model, not a curated record.